GAAUGGUCUUAAGUUCUCCUGUUCUGUAACCAACAGGAGGACUCACAAAUGGCAGUGGAAGAUACAUCUCUGCUGCUCCAGGCGCUGAAGCCAAGUACCGCAGUGCAAGCAGCGCCUCCAGCCUCUUCAGCCCGAGCAGCACUCUUUUCUCUUCCUCUCGUUUGCGAUAUGGAAUGUCUGAUGUCAUGCCUUCUGGCAGGAGCAGGCUUUUGGAAGAUUUUCGAAACAACCGGUACCCCAAUUUACAACUGCGGGAGAUUGCUGGGCAUAUAAUGGAAUUUUCCCAAGACCAGCAUGGAUCCAGAUUCAUUCAGCUGAAAUUGGAGCGUGCCACACCAGCUGAGCGCCAGCUUGUCUUCAACGAAAUCCUCCAGGCUGCUUACCAACUCAUGGUGGAUGUGUUUGGAAAUUACGUCAUUCAGAAGUUCUUUGAAUUUGGCAGCCUUGAACAGAAGCUGGCUUUGGCAGAACGGAUUCGAGGCCAUGUCCUGUCGUUGGCACUACAGAUGUAUGGCUGCCGUGUUAUUCAGAAAGCUCUUGAGUUUAUUCCUUCAGACCAGCAGGUAAUUAAUGAGAUGGUUCGGGAACUAGAUGGCCAUGUCUUGAAGUGUGUGAAAGAUCAGAAUGGCAAUCAUGUGGUUCAGAAAUGCAUUGAAUGUGUACAGCCCCAGUCUUUGCAAUUUAUCAUCGAUGCGUUUAAGGGACAGGUGUUUGCCUUGUCCACACACCCUUAUGGCUGCCGAGUGAUUCAGAGAAUCCUGGAGCACUGUCUCCCUGACCAGACACUCCCCAUUUUAGAAGAGCUUCACCAGCACACAGAACAACUUGUACAGGAUCAAUAUGGAAAUUAUGUAAUCCAACACGUAUUGGAGCAUGGUCGUCCUGAGGAUAAAAGCAAAAUUGUAGCAGAAAUCCGAGGCAAUGUACUUGUAUUGAGUCAGCACAAAUUUGCAAGCAAUGUUGUGGAGAAGUGUGUUACUCACGCCUCACGUACGGAGCGUGCUGUGCUCAUCGACGAGGUGUGCACCAUGAACGACGGUCCCCACAGUGCCUUAUACACCAUGAUGAAGGACCAGUAUGCCAACUACGUGGUCCAGAAGAUGAUUGACGUGGCAGAGCCAGGCCAGCGGAAGAUCGUCAUGCAUAAGAUCCGGCCCCACAUCGCGACUCUUCGUAAGUACACCUAUGGCAAGCACAUUCUGGCCAAGCUGGAGAAGUACUACAUGAAGAAUGGCGUUGACUUAGGACCCAUCUGUGGCCCCCCCAAUGGUAUCAUCUGAAGCAGUGUCACCCGCUCUUCCCUCAUUCCCACUGACCUCACUGGCCCACUGGCAAAUCCAACCAGCAACCAGAAAUGUAGUGUGGAGUCUGAGACGGGCAAACGGUUGCUCCAGGAUUACUCCCUCCUCCAAAAAAGGAAUCAAAUCCAUGAGUGGAAAGCCUUUGUAAAUUUAAUUUUAUUACACAUAACAUGUACUAUUUUUUUUAAUUGACUAAUUGCCCUGCUGUUUUACUGGUGUAUAGGAUACUUGUACAUAGGUAACCAGUGUACAUGGGAGGCCACAUAUUUUGUUCACUGUUGUAUCUAUAUAUCACAUGUGGAAACUUUCAGGGUGGUUGGUUUAACAAAAAAAAAAUCUUUAAAAAAAAAAAAGAAAAAAAAAAAAAAAGAAAAGGUUUUUAGCUCAUUUGCCUGGCCGGCAAGUUUUGCAAAUAGCUCUUCCCCACUUCCUCAUUUUAGUAAAAAACAAACAAAAACAAAAAAACCUGAGAAGUUUGAAUUUUAGUUAAAUGACCCCAAACUGGCAUUUAACACUGUUUAUAAAAAAUAUAUAUAUACAUAUACAUACAUAUAUAUAUAUAUAUAUAUAUAUAAAUGAAAAAGGUUUCAGAGUUGCUAAAGCUUCAGUUUGUGACAUUAAGUUUAUGAAAUUCUAAAAAUUGCCUUUUUUGGAGAUGAUAUGCCGAGGAAGGCUGUUUGUGAGGAGGAGACGCGAGCACCCAGAGCGUCUUUUGAGGCUGGGCGGGUGUGACUGUUUACUGCCUACUGGAUUUUUUUCUAUUAACAUUGAAAGGCAAAAUCUGAUUAUUUAGCAUGAGGAAAAAAAAUCCAACUCUGCUUUUGGUCUUGCUUCUAUAAAUAUAUAGUGUAUACUUGGUGUAGACUUUGCAUAUAUACAAAUUUGUAGUAUUUUCUUGUUUUGAUGUCUAAUCUGUAUCUAUAAUGUACCCUAGUAGUCGAACAUACUUUUGAUUGUACAAUUGUACAUUUGUAUACCUGUAAUGUAAAUGUGGAGAAGUUUGAAUCAACAUAAACACGUUUUUUGGUAAGAAAAGAGAAUUAGCCAGCCCUGUGCAUUCAGUGUAUAUUCUCACCUUUUAUGGUCGUAGCAUAUAGUGUUGUAUAUUGUAAAUUGUAAUUUCAACCAGAAGUAAAUUUUUUUCUUUUGAAGGAAUAAAUGUUCUUUAUACAGCCUAGUUAAUGUUUAAAAAGAAAAAAAUAGCUUGGUUUUAUUUGUCAUCUAGUCUCAAGUAUAGCGAGAUUCUUUCUAAAUGUUAUUCAAGAUUCAGUUCUCACUAGUGUUUUUUUUAAUCCUAAAAAAGUAAUGUUUUGAUUUUGUGACAGUCAAAAGGACGUGCAAAAGUCUAGCCCUGCCCGAGCUUUCCUUACAAUCAGAGCCCCCUCACCUUGUAAAGUGUGAAUUGCCCUUCCCUUUUGUACAGAAGAUGAACUGUAUUUUGCAUUUUGUCUACUUGUAAGUGAAUGUAACAUACUGUCAAUUUUCCUUGUUUGAAUAUAGAAUUGUAACACUACACGGUGUACAUUUCCAGAGCCUUGUGUAUAUUUCCAAUGAACUUUUUUGCAAGCACACUUGUAACCAUAUGUGUAUAAUUAACAAACCUGUGUAUGCUUAUGCCUGGGCAACUAUUUUUUGUAACUCUUGUGUAGAUUGUCUCUAAACAAUGUGUGAUCUUUAUUUUGAAAAAUACAGAACUUUGGAAUCUG
Cebus imitator (Panamanian white-faced capuchin) is the source of this 3007-nucleotide messenger RNA. Its product is annotated as pumilio homolog 1-like. The coding region runs from base 174 to 1280 and encodes 368 amino acids. Lineage: Eukaryota; Metazoa; Chordata; Mammalia; Primates; Cebidae. Gene Ontology annotation, molecular function: mRNA 3'-UTR binding. The transcript is spliced from 8 exons. Gene Ontology annotation, biological process: miRNA processing; regulation of mRNA stability. Gene Ontology annotation, cellular component: cytoplasm; cytosol. The record is from RefSeq and is a predicted model, not a curated record.